Messenger RNA from Drosophila biarmipes, 5197 nucleotides. It is a transcript of the gene Ekar, whose product is annotated as glutamate receptor ionotropic, kainate 2. Lineage: Eukaryota; Metazoa; Arthropoda; Insecta; Diptera; Drosophilidae. The coding region runs from base 58 to 2802 and encodes 914 amino acids. The record is from RefSeq and is a predicted model, not a curated record. Gene Ontology annotation, molecular function: glutamate-gated receptor activity. Gene Ontology annotation, cellular component: postsynaptic membrane; plasma membrane. Gene Ontology annotation, biological process: monoatomic ion transport. The transcript is spliced from 13 exons.
UCAACCACCCAAUAUGCAUUUGUGUGGCUUCUCUAGUAGCCCUAAAGAGGAAACAACAUGCAAUUUAGCCAGUCGUUUUUUUCAUGCCAAGGCACUGUGCACGUAAUGUAUAUAAUAACAAGCGGCUUACUGUUACUUGCAUUUAUUUCACAUGCUAUGGGAGUUCCUCCCUUAGUAAGAGUUGGUGCUAUAUUUUCAAACAAACCCGGAGAAUAUAACUCGGAGUUGGCGUUUAGAUACGCUGUUCACAGGCUAAAUCUGGAUAAAAGUCUCUUGCCUGAGACAACCGUUGAAUACUACAUUGAAUAUGUAAAUCGAUUGGAUUCGUUUGAGGCAGUUCAAAAGGCGUGCAAACUUGUCGGUGUUGGUGUUCAAGCUGUUUUUAGCCCAACUGACUCGGUUUUGGCGACCCAUAUAAAUUCAAUUUGUGAUGCUCUGGACAUACCAAGUAUAGGGCGGUCUGCUCAUGACUUUUCUAUUAACGUGUAUCCAUCCCAGCAAUAUAUAAACCAAGCGUUUAAUGAUGUAAUACACUAUCUGAAUUGGACCCGAUUUGGAAUUCUGCAUGAAAAAGAAUAUGGAAUUAUUAAUCUGCAUCAGCUAUCCCGUUCUACUCAGGGUGAAGUUCACAUGCGACAAGUUUCUCCCGGGUCGUAUUUAUCUGUAUUGAACGAAUUUAAGUGCAAGGAAAUACACAAUAUAAUUAUUGAUACAACUUCGGACGGUAUAUCAAUCUUAUUAAAAAAUAUACUACAGCAACAAAUGAAUGAAUACAAAUACCAUUAUUUGUUUACUAGCUUUGACUUAGAAACCUAUGAUCUAGAAGAUUUUAAAUACAAUUUUGUAAACAUAACAUCAUUUCGAUUGGUCGACAUUGGAGAUGUAGGUGUAAAGCAGAUUUUAAAGGACCUCCAAUCAUAUAGUCACCAUAUGAUUCAGAAAUCAUUUUUGAAUCCGCAUGAAAGAAAAUCCAUUGCCCUGGAGUCAGAGCCAGCUUUAAUGUUUGAUUCUGUGUACGUUUUUGCUAUUGGAUUGCAGACAUUGGAGCAAUCACAUACCUUAAAUCUAUUGAACAUGACCUGCGAUGCGGAAAUUCCAUGGAACGGAGGCCUAAGCUUAAUUAAUUACUUAAAUGCGGUUGAAUGGAAAGGUCUUACCGGUCCUAUUCAAUUUAAAGAAGGAAAACGAGUACAAUUUAAAUUGGACUUAAUAAAGCUAAAACAACACUCCAUUGUAAAAGUCGGAGAAUGGACCCCUCAUGGACAUCUUAACAUAACCGAACCAUCAAUGUUUUUUGAUUCUGGUUCCAUGAAUGUGACUCUGGUAGUCAUAACAAUACUGGAAACUCCCUAUGUAAUGAUGCACUACGGCAAGAAUUUUACGGGCAACGAAAGAUUUUAUGGGUUUUGCGUUGACAUAUUGGAAACCAUUUCUCAUGAGGUUGGGUUUGACUACAUACUGGAUUUGGUACCGGAUAGAAAGUAUGGCGCCAAAGAUCCGGAAUCUGGUGAAUGGAACGGAAUGGUCGCUCAGCUAAUGAAAUAUAAAGCAGACUUGGCCGUUGGAUCAAUGACUAUCACAUACGCAAGAGAAAGCGUUAUUGAUUUCACUAAACCGUUUAUGAAUUUGGGGAUAAGUAUUUUAUUCAAGGUCCCGAGCUCAGAGCCAACAAGGUUGUUUUCUUUUAUGAAUCCAUUGGCAAUAGAGAUCUGGAUAUAUGUGCUGAUUGCAUAUUUUCUGGUAUCAGUUUGUAUAUAUAUUGUGGGAAAACUUUCUCCCCUUGAGUGGAAGUAUAUCCACCCCUGCGACUUAGAAAAUAUUUCAAUUGGCAAUCAGUUUUCCUUAUCUGACAGUUUUUGGUUUACCAUCGAAACUCUUAUGCAACAAUCAACCGAUAUUUAUCCGAGAGCGAUGUCAACAAGGAUAAUUAGCAGUAUUUGGGGUUUUUUUUCCCUAAUUAUUGUAGCGUCUUACACGGCUAAUCUAGCUGCCUUUCUUACAACUGAACGUAUGAUUAACCCCAUCGAAAACGCAGAAGACUUGGCAUCACAAACGGAGAUAUCUUAUGGCACUUUGGAUAGCGGAUCUACUAUGACUUUUUUUCGGGACUCAAUGAUUGAAACCUACAAAAAAAUGUGGAGAAGCAUGGACAAUAAGAAAACCACAGCGUUUACCAGUACAUAUGAGGAUGGUAUAAAGCGGGUUAAUCAGGGUAAUUACGCCUAUUUGAUGGAAUCCACCAUGCUUGAUUAUAUCGUUCAACGAGAUUGUAAUUUAACGCAAAUAGGCGGAUUGUUGGAUACAAAAGGAUAUGGAAUCGCUACACCAAAAGGUUCGCCUUGGCGGGAUAAAAUUUCGUUGGCUAUACUUGAGCUCCAGGAAAAAGGUGAUAUUCAAAUGUUGUAUGAUAAAUGGUGGAAAAACACAGAUGAAACUUGCAUUCGGCGAAGCACAAUCAAACAAUCAAAAGCAAAUGCGCUUGGGCUGGAGAGCAUAGGUGGUGUAUUUGUGGUUCUGAUGGCUGGAAUUUUUGUGGCUGCGGUUGUCGCGUUUUUCGAAUUUUGGUUUAAUUUUCGACACCUCCAAAGGGCUUCGUUAAUUAAAGCGGGCGUCAAUGAUGAGUCCAUUCAAGGAGUGAUUGCAGAAACAGAAUGGAGUUAUUCACCACCAACCCGUUGCUUUUGGACCGAAAUUUUUGAGGAACUGCGAUAUGCAUCAUGGUGUAUGAACAAGCAAAAAAGACCUGAGCUAACUCGAGUUUGUAGUCAAUGUAAGAUUCCGCAAAGGCAAACGUAUAUAUAGCGUAACGUUAAUCUUGCAGUAUACGUGUGUCAAAUACCCGACCGUAGGGCUCUGUGUCACUUUUUUGGUAGGCUUUAUGUCACUUAUAAGUAUUAAUUAAUAUAACCAUAAAAAUAUUUGUAAUACCAUAGAAGAUCGAACUAUUUCAUCAUCUUAUGUUUUGCCUCUUUGAGUUUUGUUGUUUCUCUCAUCUCGCCUAGCGAGGUGCCGUUAGAUCCGUUGUCUGUGUACAGUACAGAAAGUGUGGCGCGACACACAGCUGCGUCGCCAGUUUCUUAGCUUUUGUCUUGUCCCCUUUGAGAAGAACCGUUAUAGCGAGGCAUCAUAUUUUUUUUUAUCAGGAUCACAAGCCGAGUCGAUCUAGCCAUGUCCGUCUGUCCGUCCGGCCGUACGAAUUCUGAGGUCUUGGAAACUAUGAGAGCUAGAACAGUCAAAAUGGCAUACAGAUUCCUGGGCUUCCACGCCCACGAAAAUCUGUAGCGCCUACAGUUGUGUAUUUCCUUGCACUUAAAUUCCUUCAAUACAGACAAAUUCCUGUAAGCCAUUUAAAAGAAAAAAAUGGAAAAUAAACAAGAAAGGAAGUUAUCUUCGGCAAGCGGAAGUUUGUAUACCCUUGCAGUUAUAAGAAAUAAUCAACUUUUUUCCCGGUCGUUCUUAUGACAGCUAUAUGAUAUAGUCCUCCGAUUUUGAUAAAAUUUAAUUCGAAAUUCAAAACUAAUUUAAAAAUGUUAUUUCCAAGCUUAGAAAGUUAUAUGUUAAACAAGAAAGGAAGUUAACUUUGGUUUAUAUACCCUUGCAGUUGUAAAAAAUAAUCAAUAAUUUUAUUAAAUUUAAUUCGAAAUUCUUAAAAAUAUAAAAAUGUAUAUUAUAAGAUAAUAUGUCAAAAAGCCCCAAAGCUAUAAUUUGUUUCAUAUUAUAUUCCAUCAAUUAUCCGAUGGUUCCUAUGACAGCUAUAUGAUAUAGUCGUCCGAUUUUAAUAAAAUUUAAUUCGAAAUUCAAAACCAAAUAAAAAAUGUUAUUUCCCAGCGAAUGAAGUUAUAAGAAAAAAAACACCGAAGUUUUUUUUUUUCAAUAUUAUUUUUCCAUUAAUUUUCCGAUUGUUCCUAUGGGAGCUAUAUGAUAUAGUUGUCCGAUUUUGAUAAAAUUUAAUUCGAAAUUAAGAACUAAUUUAAAAAUGUUAAUAUCCAAGCUUAGAAAGGUAUAUGUUAAGAAACACCAAAGAUAUAAUUUUUUUUUUAAUUUUUUCUCCGAUAGUUCCUAAGGGAGCUAUAAGAUAUAGGUGUCCUAUCCGGCUGGUUCCGACUUAAAUACUACCUGCAAUAGAAUGAAGACUUUGCUAGAUCGACUCGUCUUGUGACGCUGAACAAGAAUGUAUAUACUUUAUGAAAUUAUUAUACCCUCUGCAAGGGUAUAAAAACACCAAAGAUUUAAGCUGGCACAGAAACAUUGGUAUCUUUUGACAUAUUAACCUAUACUAUUGAGAAUAUCAUUUUUGGGUGUUUAAGAACUUCAAAUUAAAUUUAAUAAAAGUCCAAUGACCCUAACAAAUAGCUAUCACAGAAACGGUCAAAGAAAUAAUAUGAAAGGUAUUAAAAUCUUUUUUUUUCAAUAUCACUGAAGUUAUCAACAAUUAUUAAAAAUUUAACAUGGUGUUACUAACAUGAUUAUUUCUUAUAACUGCAAGAGUAGACAAGCUUCAGCUUGCCGAAGUUAACUUCCUUUCUUGUUUUACCUAAUAAUAGUUUAAUUUUAAAGACUUUAAUAACUUUUUAAUUACUUUUAGGCUAAUGGAGUACUUCAAAUGCAUUUUCCUCCUAAAUUCCCACUUUGAAAAGUAUAUACAUAUUUGCUUGAUUAGGCUCAUAAGCCGAGUUGAUAUAGCCACGUUCGUAACAUCGCAAGCCAUAGUUUUAAAAUCCUUGCAGGUCGUCAUAUAGAAUAGAAAUAUUAAGAUAAUGUCCACUUUGCCGAAAACGAAAUAGAAAUGAAUUUGUAUUAUUUGUACAUUAAUUAUCAUAUGGGAGCUAAAUGUUAUAGUCGUCCUAUUUUUUUUAAUUUUAUAUGAAAUAUAGAAAGAAUGAUAUUCCCAAUAGUAGCAGUUAUUAUGUCAAAAACACGAAAGCUAUAAUUAAAAAAAAUCCCGAUCGUUUACAUAUAUAUUACAUAAAGGUAGCAUAAUAUUAUGUGAGUACUCGAUUUAUUUAAUACGUUAAGCAACAUAUAAACAUUUUAAAGGUAAAUUACAUAACAAUAUCUGAAGCAUCAUCAGGACAUUAAAACAAAUGUAUAUAUAAAUACGACAAUCUUAUUUUACAUGAAUGCGAUUUCAUUGUGGGAUACCAUUUCUUAAUUCUAAACAAUACUAUAUUGCAUAAUAUUUUCUUUUACGGUAUCA